Chara braunii is the source of this 2486-nucleotide messenger RNA. The record is from the annotation of a GenBank genome assembly. Lineage: Eukaryota; Viridiplantae; Streptophyta; Charophyceae; Charales; Characeae.
UAGCGUUGUCCCUGGUAGAACGACACUCGGAAAAAUGAUGGUUGUAGGGAUUUUUAGUAUUCUGUAUUAUUUGUUUGGAUUGAAAGUAGUCAAUGGUUAUUAAUGUCUGGGAAAUGAAAGAAGGCAAGGUUUUGAGUGAAUUGUUGAAAUCUAUUUGACACUUGGACAUAGUGGUUUGUCGUGUUGAUUCUCUUAGGAUGACGGGAGGAAAUAUUGAUCCCGCAAAUAGUAAUGCAGGGGAUCGUCGCAACGAUAUUCUGGAACUCGCACGAGCCAUUUGUGAGGCCGAUAAUCAGAAGGCGCAACUGCCAAAGGUUCAAGUUGCCCUCUUCGAUGGCACCAAUGCCUCAACAUGGGUGGACAAGUUUGAACAAUUGGGCAGUUGCUGCGAAUGGUCGAGUGAGAAGAUGCUUCAAAUGGUGAAGCGAUAUUGUAUGGUCGAGUACAAAGAGGAGGUGUCGGAGUUGGUGCAAGCUUCGCGCGACUGGACGGACUUCAAGGCCAAAUUAUUGGACAAGUACCAAUUGGGGGAUCAACUGCUCGAUCUGGCGGACUUACGGAAAGUCAGCCGUCGGAAAUUUGGUACGGCCAAGCAGUUUCUCACGGAGUUCGAACGAGUUGCGCGCUUAGUGCCUGAUCUUCCUGAUAAGGAUCGGUGCCUCAUCUUCCUCAAAAACUUUUCAGAAGUUGAGCAGCGAGAACUGAUAAAGGAUAUGACUGGACGAUACGACUGGCCAAAGAUCAAGGAGAAUUUGUUGGCUGGAAGUUUCGACCAGAUGCUUUACCGUCUCCUGAAGCAGCAAAAGGAGGACCGCGAGAAGGAAGGGGUAAGCGCGGACAAGGAUCAAGCCGUUUACAAAACCUUGACUGAUAUGCGGAACAUGAUGGCUGACAUGAAGGAGGAAAGGUUGAAGUUGCAAGUAAUGAUGGUCCAAACAAAGGGUGGAAAAAGGAAGGGAAAAGCUCCCGUCGUGGAGGAGGUGAGUAGUAGCAGCAGCGAAGAGGAAGAUGAGGAGGAAGUGGAGCCCGCUCGAAAAAUGACCAAGGCAGAACGAAAGGCUCUGAAUCAAAUACGAGGAGGGCAAGGCACUAGCAAAAGGCAACGAAACAAUAAUGGAGGAGGUGGACAAGGAAGCAACCAGGAACAGGCGACGCAGACCCCUCCUCAGCAACCCCAACCUCAGGCAGGAGGCCGGGGCCGAGGUCGAGACGGCCAAGGAGGUCUUACUGAUGGUACCGCGUCACAGCCUGGAUCGCCGUCGGCAGGGCGUUUGAUGGCCACCACAAUCUUGUCCCGUCUUGCUUUCAAGCGACCUGCCACAGCUGACCUCCCACAAACUCGGAGGGCUCGAAGGCCGUCGCGGCCAAGGGCAGCACCGGAAGAAGGGCCAAGUCAGCCUUGGGAAACCGAGACGAUUUCGAUUGAAGAAGACGAUGGCGAGGAGGAUGAAGUGCUGCGAGCCGAGGAUGAACGGCAGGCCAAACAACGGGUCACGGAGAGGGACCCAGAAACGGACAAGGCUGAUAUUGGGGAAGGUGAGUUGAAAAGGAAGAAGCAAGUUUACACAAUCCGGGUGGAGCAAGGGCUGGAUAUCGAGCAAAUUGUGGACCGGAUUCUGGAGAGCCAAUGCGAUUUGUUCACACUCAAGCAAUUCUUGGCCGCGUCAUCGAAAAUCCGAGAGGAGUUCAGACACCGACUGUCAAGGAAAAAGGUGAUGACGGUUAAGAUGAGUGAUAUCUUUCCUCAAGAGAUUAGUUGGGCUCCGCCUGGGACAAAAAUGGACUGGCACUGUAUAACUACUGGGUUGUUGAAAGUGCAAGUUGGGCCGUGUGAAUAUUCAGCGCUCAUCGAUGAUGGGGCUGAAAUGAACAUUAUACGGGAAAGAGAAGCCAUGGGGGCGGGAGUCAACAUCAAUCGAGCAGAUACUGGAUUUCUGGUGGGUGCAAGUGGGAUAACUCCCUUUUGCGGAACGGCGAGUGACGUGACGGUACAAGUUGGUAAAGUGAAAGUCCGUUCUUAUUUUUAUGUGUUACCCAGGGUUGAGCAUGCCGUGUUGCUGGGCACAACUUUUUUAUGUCGAUCAGAAUCCAUCAUCUUUAACAAGCACGAUGGUACUAUGAUCGUGGUUUUGUGUGACACCGUAUGUGGCUAUUACGAGGUGCUGAAGUGUGAGAACACAGGACCAACCAACUCAAGGAACCGACUCAAUCCGGGGUCCUACUCUUUCACGGAAUCCGAAAGACUCAGAAGGGAGAAGGAAUCCCUCGGAGAAGAGAGCGAUCCCCAUGAAUUUUCUCUUGCUCUACCCAACAUCUCUCAAGCGAUCGAGUUCGUUGCGACAGACUCGUCUUCUGAGGGUGAUGCAUUGGCGGAGCCAGAAGCCAAGCAAGGGCCUUUUUUAGAGGUGGACGACUUGGAGUUGGAGCGAAACGUAAGUACAAGAGAGUAGGCGAGAAAGCUCGGCCGGUGUCCAUCUUGAUCACGC